AUGUUUCGCUCAACAUGGCCCCGUGGCCUAACCAUUAUGAUCACAGUCAAAGAUGGAAGUGUUAUCCUUCCCUCCCGCUUUUCAAAUUUGCUCCACACCUAUUACCCCUUGCUUGCCAUCGCUCUUCGCACUAUGAAUGGGAUCUCUUCUGAUGACAACCACCACCAAUUGGACGAUAGUUCAAAUGAUGUUCAAUGGCUCCUUGACAGAGUCAAUAUCUUUGAACGCAGCCCAAAGGGGCUGCUCGAGGCAUGGCAGCUAGCACAGCAAUCUGAACCGACUUCCACGACCAGGAUAUUUUUGGACCAAGGCAAAUGUGCUUGGUUAGCAUACCAUCUCAGCAAAGCGGCGGCGGAUCAACCAACGCAUUUCACUGGUCAAAGUCACCUGCGCCGCAAGAUAUCCGAGCUCGAAAAAACUCCUUCAGCCUAUCGAACCUCAAUAGCGGAGAAGCUGGAAGCUGAACUUGGCUCAGAUGUCAGGGACAAGAUCGAACGUUGGUGGACUACAUCGAAUCGGCAACGGGCGACAAAGAGGCGGGCCCCAUCUGAAGAGAGGCGUAGCCCUUCCCCAACCGCGAGUAUUGCGAGCUCGUUAGCGGUUGCACGCGGACCAUCGACCGUAUAUCCCGCUUUCAGCACAUCUGGUAACGUUGCCGAAUACGAACAUGUACUUGUAAAUGCAUCUCUAGCGGAGACGGUGCGGCUUGUGCCGCUAUCGCUAUCCGAUGCAAUUAGGAGGGUUCCUGAUCCAGGGGAUGAGAAUAGCCUUGUCGCAUCCAUCUCAAUGUCAUUUCCCAACGUCCGGUCCGAUUUCGGAUGCCAAAUGGCAUUAGAAAUCAUGGAGAACAAGAUCGACAAUCUUGCUCGAGACUUAUUCGACGUUAAAUUGGAGACAACAGCUGGGCUUCGAUAUGUUUGUUUCUCUGAAGGUGCCAAAAUACUCCCUAAUCCGAAAUUUACUAUCAGAGGGUGUCGGCACGAUGUAAUCUCGAAAGCUUUUGGGAAUGAGAUCAGCAGUGCGGUCGCAGCUAGUCCUGCGUAUCAGGAAGACCUCAAACAAUGGCGAGGGCGCACAGAUUGCGUGUGGAUGGUCAUUUCACACAAGGCGAACGAUACGGCUCAGCUUUGUCUCUCUAUGGAACUGUUUGAAGGGACUCUCAUUCAACGCAAGCUGUACAGAUAG
Pochonia chlamydosporia 170 is the source of this 1185-nucleotide messenger RNA. RefSeq lists its product as hypothetical. The transcript is spliced from 3 exons. NCBI's taxonomy places the organism in Eukaryota, Fungi, Ascomycota, Sordariomycetes, Hypocreales, Clavicipitaceae. The record is from RefSeq and is a predicted model, not a curated record. Bases 1 to 1185 code for a protein of 394 amino acids.